This is a messenger RNA of Cloeon dipterum, 1323 nucleotides long. RefSeq lists its product as uncharacterized. The transcript is spliced from 4 exons. The record is from RefSeq and is a predicted model, not a curated record. NCBI's taxonomy places the organism in Eukaryota, Metazoa, Arthropoda, Insecta, Ephemeroptera, Baetidae. The coding region runs from base 100 to 924 and encodes 274 amino acids.
AUCUCGCUGGCAGAGGCAGUACCUGAGCCAAGGUAGAAAGCAACAGACGCAAAACACACACACUUCAGGCUCGGAUCGGAAAGGAAUGCGUUGACAGGGAUGAGCACAAGACUGGCGCUUGUUUUCUUCCUCCUCUUUGUCGCCAAAGCCGAAAAUGAACUGCCGGCGGACGCAGAUGACACCAAUUACCACGAUUUGCAAGAGGAUCGAGUUCGGCGUCCGGGGUACCCGACGUGCGCGGCUCGCCUGGCGCCAGCUUUGAAGAACAUGCGGCGCAAAAUGGACGAGCCGACGGGCAAAAUCAUCGACCUGAAGGGUCUCACCCUGCACCAGACCAUCCAGGGCGCGCCGCUCGACAUGUACAUCACGGACAUGAAGGUCAAAGGCCUCGGACAGCACUACCUCCAAAGAUGCAGUUUUGCUCGGUCGAACCAUUCCUUGAUGACCAAUCUUGUAUUCAACGAGAUUAUGGCACGAGGAACAGUGCGGUUGCGAGACACGUCCCCCCUGGGUGUUUUAACCUGGCUCGUGGACAACGUCAAGUGCGACAUCACCCUCAGAAUGCGAGCGGCGCCGUUGGAGGUUGCCGUGAGCGGCGACGCGUACCGGCGGGGCGUCGGUCCGCAGGUGCAGCCAACGUCGCGGAUGUCGUCGCGCUUUCUGCCCGAGGCGAACGAUCGCACCGAGUUCAAAGGGUGCGACGAGCCGCUGAGCCACCGGCGCCGCUCGGACGACGGCGCCGAGGACAGCGCCGAGGCCCGGACGCGGCAGUAUCUGCGCACGCCGGCCAUCGUCCGGCAGAUGGAGACGGGUUUCAUGCGCGGAAUCAGACAGAUCAUGGGCAUGUACAUGGAGCGCCAGCUCAGGACAACCAUGACCGACACGCUGAUGGCCUACAUGGGCUACACGGUGUCCUACGGAUGAUUUCUUGUUUAGUUGAUUGAUUGUAGUAUAUUUAUUUAAUAUGCAGAGAGACCUGUGCUUUUUUGGACUGCGAAAUAUGCCACAAUUGUCAAUAAAUUAGGGAAAUGAUAGGCAUAUUUAAUAUAAAUUCUUAUUUGUGUUUAUUUUGAUAAGGAAAGUUGUUUAAAAUUAAAUGCUUUAAUAUUUUUACCACACACUCUUCUUGUUUUUAAAUCAGGUUUCAACUUCAAAAACUUAUUUUACAUUUAAUAACCGUUGAAAGCGAGAAAAGCAUUAUUUAAUUACUAAACGUUGAAUACAAUUUUAUAAAUUUUAGUUUGUUGUUUUUUAAAACUUCAAUUUUCAAUCUUUCAAGAAAAACUGUUUAAUUUUAAAUAAAAAAUUAAUUAAGGUCAAGAU